AGUUUUACUUUCACUUGAUUGGACAGACCAUCUUUAAUGACAAACUACUGAAGCUUCUGAUUGGAUGCUGUUAAAUGACGUCAAAUGUAUAACACCGGAAAAGCCCGUCUCAAAGUUCGGCGCGGAAACCACGAAGUAACGGAACGAGAUGGCUGAAAACGGCUCAAAGUCUAAACUGAAACGGAAGAGGAGUUCGGUGGAGGAGCCGAAGUCUGAACUAGGUCCCCGAGGAACAGCGGAGAGGAGCGGCGCAGCUCCGCUGUCCAGAGACGGAGCAGCACAUCCUGACAGGUGUCGGCCGCCUGCAGCAGCAGCACCAUGGUGGAACAUGUUGCGGCCCCCCGCUGUGGAGAGCCUGUGGGCGUUCACACUGAUGUCUGCUCUGCCGCACCUGCAGAACCAGCUCUGGGACCCGGUUCCUGAUCUUCCCCUUCCUCCUGCUGCGAGACCUGCCACACCAAAGGUAGAGGAGCAGUGGACGUAUGAUCUCUUCAGUGAUGCUCCUCCCUUUCCAGAAGACGGCCCACUCCCCCCGGGGCUUCCGUCAGACCCGGACCCUCAGAGUGCGUCUUCUCCCCAGGAGAUUGCCCCAGUCCAGACCAGGCCUUCUGGAGAGUCGCCUGACAAAGGGCCAUCGUCUGACAGCAGACAGAGUCCUGAACAGCAAGCUGAACCUCCCAGAUCCCUCAGCAGGACUCAGAAUCCAGCUGCGUCUCCAGCAGGAGAGCCGAGGGUCGGACCACUGAGCAGACGGCUUCUAGCCGAGUCGCUGAAUGUUUCCAACCCACCGGAUUCUCCAGGUGGCGAGAAGGAGAAGGAGGAGGAGAAGGAGGUGCAGAGUGCUAGCAAACAUGAAGAAGGAGCUCUGCAGAGCUGCCCCAUGUGUCUUCAUGUGUUCCCUUCUGGGUUCACGCAGACGGAGCAGGACGGCCACCUGGCCCAGUGUCUCUCUGAGCUGAGCGUGGACAUGACCUGGUGAGGCCACAGGAAGCCGGCGGCCGUCCCGGGGCUUCCGGCAGCCAGAUGCCCCGACACACUCCAGGACCCGGUCAGCUGGCAGAGGGCGUGGUCAAGUCAUUUACUCCACUGACAGACUGAACACUCGCGUACCAGAGGGUCAGAGCUGGGGGAACGUUAGAGGGCUUUGACUUGAACUGAGAAUCUGAUGAGACUUGCCCCUCGUGGUAACGCAGCCGCUGAGUGGCUGGGUGAAGCUGUUUCUUCUUCUCUGCAUGACUUUUGGAAAGGAAACUUUGGCUGUAGACGCACCAUUCAGCUUUUUGACCCACUUACAGCUGGUUCAGGAAACAGAAUUAUCUGCUGGAAAGUCCUUCAGGACCAGCAGCGCCUGUAAAGUUCAGGAGAUGAGGCGCUUGUUCUAUUAUUGGAUAAAUUCAAACUCAUGUUCCACAUUUCAGAUCUGUAAAACUGGAGAUUUUCAACCUCAGUUUUAAACUGGAACUGAUGAUCCAUUUAAAAAAAGUAAAUAACAUAUAUACAUAUAUUUUAAAAGAUGUAAUUGUUCUUGAAUCUGUAAUUGCAGUCAUAUAAAUGUAUUUCUCCAAUUUGAUGAAACUCAGGGUGGAAUAUGUUCUUUAAAAAAAAUAAAGAAAGAAAUUGGGGUCUGCUUUCAGUGUUGGGAUGGUUUUGUCACCAUGGUAACAGCCUUUAAACCCACUCUGUACAAACUGGUGUGUUUUUGUAGCCUGUUUAUACUUUCACCUCCAUCAGAGACGGUUCAGUUGGACCUUGGAGUGGAUUUCUGCAAGAAUCGUCAUCAUUUGUCUGAAUUCUCGGUUUAAUAUGAACGUUUGAUUUAAGCCACGUUGGACGGCUUUCCAGGAUGAACGAUCAUCUGCCUCACACGGAGAACAAGUGGUCAAAGCUCAGCGCUGCUGCUGGGAACCAUUACCGAACUGGAACGUGCAGGGAAUCAAUCCAAACAACAGGAUCAAGUCCUGCCACAUGCUAGGAGGACUUCCGUGAUGCAAUCAGCCAGGCCGUGUUUUUUUUUUUUUUUUUAAACCACUCGGUGUAAUAUGAUCGAUUGAGUUUGAUUGUCCUACUUUACACUCGUGAUUGAACCGGAGUGUGUGUAACUGGAUCUGAACGGGGAGGAACCGGACUGAUUUGGAUUUGUUGUACUUGCAUUUGAACGCGAGCCGUUUGUCAAACUGAAAUGCUGUGUUGGAUACACUGAGCUCCUUUAAAUCAAGGCUAAAACCCGUUUACUUACUUUGUCAAAUGCCGUCAACCUUAUUCCUCCUCUUAUUGAUCAAAGUGCUUUUAUUUUAUAAAUGGCGACUGUAGCAUGAUUUU
This is a messenger RNA of Gambusia affinis (western mosquitofish), 2319 nucleotides long. RefSeq names its product Fanconi anemia core complex-associated protein 20-like. The record is from RefSeq and is a predicted model, not a curated record. Gene Ontology annotation, molecular function: ubiquitin binding. Lineage: Eukaryota; Metazoa; Chordata; Actinopteri; Cyprinodontiformes; Poeciliidae. The transcript has 5 exons. Bases 149 to 979 code for a protein of 276 amino acids.